AUGGAAAUUAUUCAAAAGAAUGAGGCCUUCAAAAACGUUGAGGGCGAAAUGAAAUUCUCUUACGUCCAAGUUUUUGCCCUGCAAGAUGGCGUUUUAUAUUCUGGAAAAUGGGCAAAUCGACUACUAUUGCCGCAGACGCUGGACGAUCUGUAUGAAGUCAGGCAAAUCACGACUGAAGACAGGGGUCCCGCGAUGAAUCUAGAUUGGUCUGCGGUAUAUGUAAAAACUCCAAGUCUCCUUGCCUAUGUCGAUGAGAAUCUUGAAAGGCAGAUCAUCCGCGAAAUUGAAACAUGCGAGAUUCUUCGCAAGAAUCCCCAUCCUAAUAUCGCUACUUACUAUGGAUGCACAGAGACCCGCGGUCGAGUCUCGGGGCUAUGUUUCAAGCGAUAUACGUCCACGCUACUUGAAGCAGUUUAUCCCGAACGUAUUGGCAAGGCUGCAUUCCUUUCGAGUCCACGCGAGCUGAUGAAGGACAAUAUGAAAGAUAGAUUGGAAGGGAUCUUGAGUGCAAUUAAACAUCUGCACUCGCUAGGGCUCGUUCACAACGACAUUAAUCCUGCCAACAUUAUGCUUGAUGAAGACGGCACAUUUAUUCUGAUCGACUUCGAUAGCUGUCGUUAUAUCGGAGAGUCGUUGAGCAGCACUGCAACGAAAAGAACCCACCACUGGCAUGACCCUGUUGUCGAUAUUUCACUGGAGACGAAUGAUCUAGACGCCUUCCGAGAUGUGCAGGUGUGGUUAGUCGGAUCGGCGGAUGAGGCCUUCCUGUUUCAAUGA
Messenger RNA from Aspergillus melleus, 777 nucleotides. RefSeq lists its product as uncharacterized. Lineage: Eukaryota; Fungi; Ascomycota; Eurotiomycetes; Eurotiales; Aspergillaceae. Gene Ontology annotation, biological process: protein phosphorylation; IRE1-mediated unfolded protein response; intrinsic apoptotic signaling pathway in response to endoplasmic reticulum stress. The record is from RefSeq and is a predicted model, not a curated record. Bases 1 to 777 code for a protein of 258 amino acids. The transcript has a single exon. Gene Ontology annotation, cellular component: IRE1-TRAF2-ASK1 complex. Gene Ontology annotation, molecular function: RNA endonuclease activity; ATP binding; protein serine/threonine kinase activity.